This is a messenger RNA of Neohortaea acidophila, 569 nucleotides long. RefSeq names its product Mss4-like protein. Lineage: Eukaryota; Fungi; Ascomycota; Dothideomycetes; Mycosphaerellales; Teratosphaeriaceae. Gene Ontology annotation, molecular function: carbon-sulfur lyase activity. The transcript has 2 exons. The coding region runs from base 77 to 553 and encodes 158 amino acids. The record is from RefSeq and is a predicted model, not a curated record.
UUGACCAUCGUCUUGAAUCUCGAAAAAUUCCAUACUGAUAUCAUAUCUCGCAGGAUGGAACAUUUCAAUUAGCACCAUGAGUGGAGCAGAGAAACCAAGAACGGGCGGCUGCCUCUGCGGCGCGGUGAAAUAUGAGCUCACAGGCGACGCAGCGAAGCCCAUGUGGACGACCGUCUGCCACUGCUUGAAUUGCAGAAGACGCACCGGAUCGGCACUGUACACGGCAUCCAUCUGUCCAAAGGAGGGCUUCACAAUCACCGAAGGCGAAGACAUGCUCUCCACCUACGACGACACAAUGACGGACUCGGGCGAGGUGCUGAAACGCCAAUUCUGCAAAAGGUGCGGGAGCAACAUGUUUAACUUCUCAUCUCGCUAUCCCGUCGUGAGCAUCUCGGCGGGCAGCCACGACGAUUUCGAAGACUGGAAGCCGACGCUGGAGCAGUAUUGCAUUCAUCGGGCGGAUUUUGUGGGCAAGGCUGCGGGCGUGGAGAAGAGGUACGUGGAGAGUAUUGAAGGGGAGUUGGAGAAGGAGGAGAAGACGGGGACUUCAUAGGGCACGACAUCCCAAC